Linum trigynum is the source of this 974-nucleotide messenger RNA. NCBI's taxonomy places the organism in Eukaryota, Viridiplantae, Streptophyta, Magnoliopsida, Malpighiales, Linaceae. The record is from the annotation of a GenBank genome assembly.
UAAAAAAGGAAACAAACAACAAAGUUCCCUUUUCCUUCAACUCUACCAAAGUCUCGUUAAUCAUGAUGUUGACGAGUGUCGCGAAGGUGCCCGCCAGAAGAAGCAGCAGCAGUCGGGGAAAGUUUGAAGCAAUGAUCACCGGCUUCUUCCGAGGCGGUGGUUGUUGGAGGAACGGUUCUACGUGCGAGAGGGCGGUGACGGAGCUGCAAAACCGACUGAGAAACCUGAAGAACGAGAGGGAAAAACGGGUCCAGGACCGUACCGGCAAAAUAGCUCGGUUCGUAGACGAUGGAGACGUGGGUGCGGCCUUCGUGGCCGCGGAGCAGAUAGUGAGGGAGGAGAACGCGAUCCGGAUCCUCGAGUUGCUGUACCAUUCGUGCGAGAUCGUCGUCGCAAAUCUCACCUACAUCCGCCGACACUCGGACUGCCCUAGGGAGAUCAACAAGGCGGUAUCCACGCUGGCUUUCGCCGCCCCACGUUGUCCCGAUCUCCUCGAGCUUUGGAUCCUUCGACAGCUCUUCUUCGAGCGUUACGGCGAGUUCUACGACGUUGCGGCGGCGGAUGCUGAACUUGAGGGUUUCCGGGGAAGUUGCGUUGACUCGGAAGUGGCGAGAAGGCUGGAGUCGAGGCAUGCUAGGGUUCCUUAUCCUACCACGCUUGUAACGGUUUGUGCGAUACUUCACAAGGACGUUGGAGCUCGCCACGAGGAAUUAGUACCACUGGAUCCUGAAGAUUUGCAGCAGUAGUACUAUAGUAGUGCCUAUUUAGUUUUGGAGAAGUUAUUGUAAGUGGUUUAGAGAGGAAAAAGCAUUUGGACAAAGUAGUGGUGUAAUUUAGGGUUUCGUUAUUUUGAAUCAUUAUACUGAAAAGUUAAUCAAAUGUUGUGCUUCUUUAGGUUGUGUGGACGGCACUUUCUUAGUGCAUGUUGUUGUUAAACACAUUUUCUUAGUUAGUAAUAUACAUAUUUUAAGUAA